CGCGUCUGGGAACUCAAGCCACUGAGCUCUCCGACUUUUCCACUGGACCAUCUCACUCUCCAUCAUUUCGCAGUCGGGGUGUCUACAACAAAGGCUUUAACUUUUUCCAUUUUUUUUUUAAUCAAACCAGAGAAUACUGAAAACCUCCUCCGUAGAUUCAUUCAUGUGCUGCUGAGCCAGGGAGCGAAAAUGAAGAGCAGGCUGUCUCUGGUGGCGGCGGCCCUUCUCGCAGUGCUGCUGUCCUCCUCUCAGGCCCAGAAAACAGUUGACCCACCCUCGGAUUUGAGAUUUAAGAUUUUAAGUGAGAAUGCAGUUCAAAUGAUUUGGACAAAACCCCGGACUAGGAUACAGGGCUACAGAAUACAAGUGACCUCAGAGACAGAGGAACCAACAAAAGAAUUUACUCUCCCUGCCUCUGCGUCUAAGACGUCCAUCUCAGACUUGAGUCCAGAUGUGGAUUAUGUAGUAACAAUAUCUGCCUACGCCGGAUCAGAGGAGAGUCUGCCCAUCACAGGCCAGAUCACAAUCCAGUCGAGUGGCGUCACAGGAGGAACUCCCAGGAAACCUCAGCUCACAGAUUCAGUCAAAUGCUCUUUCAGCGCCGUGGCCGACGUGGUGUUUCUGGUGGACGGCUCGUGGAGCGUGGGCCGGCCGAACUUCAAGCACAUCCGCAGCUUCAUCUCGGCGACGGUGAGCGCCUUCCAGAUCGGCGAGGACAAGACACGUGUGGCCGUGGUGCAGUACAGCAGCGACGCCAGGACCGAGUUCGAGCUGAAGCAGCACCUGAGCCGAGGGGAGCUGCUGCGGGCCAUCGGCUCACUGCCCUACAAGGGAGGCAACACCAUGACAGGCGAUGCCCUGGACUUCCUCCUGAAAAACACUUUCACUGAGGCUGCCGGCGCCAGGAAGGGUUUUCCCAAAGUGGCCGUGAUCAUCACCGACGGCAAAUCUCAGGAUCCUGUGGAGAGUUACGCCAAGAAGCUCAGGAGCAGGGGGGUGGAGAUCUUUGUCCUAGGGAUCAAAGAAGCAGACGAGGAGGAGAUGAAGCUAAUGGCUUCCACCCCUUACAGGACUCACGUCUAUAAUGUGGCAGACUUUGAUGUGAUCAAGACUGUUCAGAAAGAGCUCAUUACCCAAGUGUGCGCUGGUGUCGACGACCAGCUCAACUCGCUUGUCAGUGGAGAAGAAGUCGUCGAGCCGGCCUCUAACCUUCAAGUCCUGGAGUUGGCCUCAAAGUCCAUGCGUGUGACAUGGGAUCCUUCCAUCGGAGAAAUUUCUGGAUACAAACUGCAAAUGAUCCCCAUGAUGGCUGGCAGCAAACGCCAGGAGAUGUACAUUGGUCCAGGCCAGACCUCGGUGCUAGUCAGAGACCUUUCUCCAGACACCGAGUACCAGAUCAGCCUGUUUGCCCUCAAAGGCCUGAUGCCCAGCGAGCCCAUCAUGGCCAUGGAGAAGACCGAGCCAGUCAAGGUGUCUUUGGAAUGUUCUCUGGGAGUGGACGUGCAAGCAGAUGUUGUCCUCCUGGUUGAUGGUUCGUACAGCAUCGGCCUUGCCAAUUUCGCUAAGGUUAGGGCUUUCCUUGAGGUGCUGGUGAACACCUUUGACAUUGGACCGGACAAGGUUCAGAUCAGCUUGGUCCAGUACAGCAGGGACCCGCACACCGAGUUCUACCUGAACACCCACCAUGACCUGAAUGCCGUGGUCAAAGCUGUGAGGACGUUCCCCUACCGAGGCGGCUCCACAAACACCGGCCGGGCCAUGACCUAUGUGAGGGAGAAGAUCUUCCUGCCCAACAGAGGAGCUCGCACCAACGUUCCUCGCGUUACCAUCCUCAUCACAGAUGGGAAGUCCUCUGAUGCCUUCAAGGAGCCGGCCACCAGGCUUAGGAACGCCGACGUGGAGAUCUUCGCUGUGGGAGUUAAGGAUGCUGUCCGCUCUGAGCUCGAGGCCAUUGCCAACACGCCCGCAGAGACCCAUGUGUACACCGUCGAGGACUUCGACGCCUUUCAGAGAAUCUCCAAAGAGCUCACACAGUCCAUCUGCCUGAGGAUCGAACAGGAACUGCGCAACAUCAACAAGAGACGAUUGCUCCCUCCGAAAUCCUUGUCCUUUUCUGAGAUUGGCUCCAGAAGCUUCAAGGCCACAUGGGAGAUCGAUGCCACGGGCGUCCAGUCAUAUUUGGUGCAGUUCAAGCCGGCGGAUGAUGACGACGGCCACUUUGUGUCCAUGUCUGUGCCGGGGGAUUCCCUCACCGCCCUCCUCCCCCACCUCACGCCACUGACCCGCUACGAGGUCAGCGUUUACGCUCAGUACGACAAAGGAGACAGCUUCCCUGUGACAGGCUAUGAGACCACACUAGAAGAACAAGGUCCCGUUCGCAGCUUGAAGGUGUCUGAGGAGACGAUGGACAGCUUCCGGGUGUCAUGGCAACCAGCUCCAGGGGGCGUCGUCCGCUACCGGCUGACCUACACGCCGGUCAGGGGCGACAGCUCCAUGAUGGAGACCACCACCCCUGACUCCACCAUUGUGCUGCAGGAGCUUCAACCCCAAACCACCUACCGAGUCACCGUCACCCCUGAAUACCAGUCUGGCCCCGGAGAACCCAUGCAGAUCGACGGCACCACCAAAGAAGCCAGGGGUUCUCCUCGUGACCUGAGGGUCUCCGAUGAGACGACGUCCACCAUGAAGCUGUCCUGGGAGGCGGCGCCGGGCGACGUGCUCCAGUACCGCGUGGCGUACCGGCCGACUGCCGGCGGCAGCGGCAAGGAGGUGUCGGUGAAGGGAGACAACACGGCCGUGGUGCUGAAGAACCUGCAGCCGGGGACGCAGUACGACCUGUCCGUCAAGGCACGCUACCCGUCCGGCCUGGGCGAUGCCCUGGAGGGGCGAGGCACCACGCUGGAAGAGCUGGGUUCUCCACGAGACCUGGUCACCAGCGACGUGACCGACUCCAGCUUUGUGGCGUCUUGGACAGCGGCACCUGGGAAUGUAAACAUGUACCGCAUCCGCUGGAAAUCCCUGUUCUCGGAGGAGACCGGAGAGAAAAUGGUGCCCGGAGAGGUGACGAGCACCGUGCUGGAGGGCCUGAGCCCGGAGACGCUGUACCAGGUGUCUGUGGUGGCUGCCUACGGCCGCGGAGACAGCGACCCGCUCAUCGGACAGGAAAUCACCGACGCAUCUGCCGCUGGUAAAACACUGAUGGUAUCUGAUGAGACGGAGCGGACCAUGAAAGUGACAUGGACGCCGGCACCGGGCAGAGUCACCAACUACCGUCUGAAGUACGUUCCCAGCAGUGGAGGGAAAGAAGUGGCCCUCAAGAUCCCAGCAACAUCCACCAGCACCAUCAUGAAGCGCCUGCAGCCCAUGACCACCUACAACAUCACUGUUCACCCCAUCUACAAGCGCUGGGAAGGAAAAGCAAGGCAAGGAGUAGGAACGACACUGUCUCCCUACAAGGCUCCCAGGAACUUGAAGACCUCAGAGCCCACUAAGACCAGUUUCAGAGUCUCCUGGGAUCCGGCGCCUGGAGACGUUAAGGGCUACAAAGUCACUUUCCACCCCAGUGGGAAUGACAUCGACCUGGGCGAACUGCUGGUCGGCCCUUACGAUCACACCGUCGUUCUAGAGGAGCUCAGGGCAGGAACUAAGUACUCGGUGGCAGUGUUUGGGAUGUUUGACGGAGGGCAGAGUAUGCCCCUGGCAGGAGAGCAGACGACAACCCUCUCCGAUGCUCCUGAACCGCCACCUCUCGAUCCUUUGGAUCCCCAGUGUAAAACCACAGCCAGGGCCGACAUCGUGCUGCUGGUGGACGGCUCGUGGAGCAUCGGCCGUCUGAACUUCAAAACCAUCCGGGCCUUUAUCGGCCGCAUGGUCGGCGUCUUCGAAAUCAGCCCUGACAGAGUCCAGAUCGGCCUGGCUCAGUACAGCGGAGACCCCAAAACUGAGUGGCACCUCAACGCCCAUGCGACUCGGGAUUCCCUGCUGGAGGCCGUCGCCAACCUGCCGUACAAAGGAGGAAACACCAUGACAGGAAUGGCUCUGAACUACAUCCUCCAGAACAACUUCAAAGCCAACGUGGGAAUGCGUCCAGACUCUCGUAAAAUCGGUGUCCUCAUCACCGAUGGAAAGUCCCAGGACGAGAUUGUCUUCAGCUCCCAGAGGCUGAGAGACCAGGGCAUCGAGCUCUACGCCAUCGGUGUGAAGAACGCUGAUGAGAACGAGCUGAGGUCCAUCGCCACCGACCCCGACGAAAUUCACAUGUACAACGUCAAUGACUUCACCUUCCUCCUGGACAUCGUCGACGACCUCACCAUCAACCUCUGCAACAGUGUUAAGGGCCCAGGCGGCGAACUGGAGGCGCCCACUGACCUGGUGACCUCGGAGGUGACCCACCGCUCCUUCCGCGUCACCUGGACGGCGCCCGGCGGCCCCGUGGACCAGUUCCGCGUCACGUACAUGAUCGCAGCCGGAGGACCCACCCUGCAGGUGCUGGUGGAUGGGACGGUGAACACCGUGGUGCUGGACAACCUGAAGCCUCUGACGGAGUACGUGGUCAACGUGUUCGCUGUGGUGGGCGAGGACAGCAGCCCGCCGCUGACGGGCACCGAGAUCACAUUGCCGCUGGCAGGACCGAGGAACAUGAAGGUUUACGACGAGACUAUGAGCACCAUGAGGGUGAGGUGGGAGCCGGCGGGCGGCGCCUCGGGCUACCUGAUGCUGUACAAGCCCAUCAACGCCUCACAGCCGCAGCCAGAGAAGGAGAUGCGAGUUGGCGCGGAUGUGAGUGACGUCCAGCUGCUGCAGCUGAUACCCAACACGGCGUACUCCAUCACCCUGUACGCUCUGCACGGCGAGGACACCAGCGACCCUCUGGAGGGGACGGGAGUCACCUUGCCCGUCCCUCCAGCUGGAGACCUGAGAAUCACCGACGUGACCCACAGCACCAUGAAGCUCAACUGGGACGCUGCGCCCGGGAACGUCCUCAAGUACAUCAUCGGCUACACUCCAGAGGACGGGGACAAAAAACAGGUUGAGGUGAACGGCGACGUCACCACCCUCACCUUGGACAAACUGAUCUCCCAGACUGAGUACGACUUGACCGUCACGCCCGUCUACACCGAGGGGCCUGGGACCGUGAUGGCUGGAAAGGCAGUCACAGAUGUUGUUCCUGCCCCCAAGAACCUGCAGUUCUCUGAGGUGACCCAGACCUCCUUCAGAGCCACGUGGGAGCACGGCGCCCCGGAUGUCGCCCUCUACCGCAUCGGCUGGACCAAGAAGGGCGAGCAAAACUUCCAACAUGCAAUCUUGAACAAUGAUGAAACCACCCAUGUUCUGGAGAACUUGGAGCCCGACACCCUGUACGAUGUCACUGUGACGGCCAUCUACCCAGACGAGUCCGAGAGCGAAGACUUGAUCGGAAGCCAGCGCACAUUGCUAAAGAAUGGACCCGAUCCCCCUGAACCUCCCCGCAACUUGAAGGUGGUUAACGCCACCACCACCACUCUCACAGCCAAGUGGGAGCACGCUCCAGGCCCCGUCCGGGAGUACAGGAUCACUUACCGGCCCAUUGCCGGGGGUGACGCUCUCACAACUCAGGUCGGAGGGAAGAAAAACAGCGUCAUCCUUCCCAAGCUGACGCCCGACACACCGUACAACGUCUCCGUCGUGGCCGUGUUUCCCACCACCGUCAGCAAAAGCAUCUCCAGCCAAGGAAAGACCAAGCCUCUGGGCGGUGUGAGGAACCUGCAGGUGGUCAACCCGACCAUGACCACCCUGAACGUGCGCUGGGAGCCGGCCGAGGGCAAAGUGAAGGAGUACAAAGUGCUGUACGUGCCGGCCGCUGGAGGAGCCGAGAGCAUGGAUCAGGUGCCGGGGACGGCCACCAGCACCGUCCUGCGCGGCCUGCAGCCCGACACCGUCUACACCGUCUCUUUGGUUCCUGUCUACGCAGCAGGAGAGGGCAGGAAGAUGUCCGAGAACGGAAAAACAAGGCCUCUGGGAGGCGUGAAGAACCUGAGGGUGACCGAUCCCACCAUGACCUCUCUCACUGUGAACUGGGAUCCGGCCGACGGAGCUGUCCGCCAGUACAAGAUCUUCUUUGUGCCGGUGGCCGGUGGCGUGGAGGACAUGGAACAAGUUCCAGCGGGCACCACCUCCAUCGUGCUGAGGAACCUGAUGCCUGACACGCCGUACCGGGUCUCAGUCGUACCGGUGUACCCGACCAGAGAGGGCAAACGCCAGUCAGAGAACGGCAGGACAUUGCCUCUGGGCGGAGUCGGCAACAUGAAGGUGAUCAACCCAACCAUCACGACCCUCACGGUGACCUGGAACCCGGCCGACGGAAACGUUCAGGGCUACAAGGUCAUCUACGUCCCCACCGACGGAGGGCUGGAGAUUGUGGAGGAAGUGUCGGAGAGCACGACUCAGACCAUUCUGGACAAGCUGCUGCCGGACACUCGCUACACCGUCACCGUGGUCCCUGUGUACGCCGAGGGAGACGGACCGAGCCUGGCCGACGUCGGCAAGACCAAGCCGCUGGGCUUCGCGCGCAACCUGCAGGUGACGGACCCCACCACCAGCACCCUGAACGUCCGCUGGGACCCGGCCGAGGGGAACGUCCGGGAGUACAUAGUGAUCUGGGUCCCGGCGGCCGGAGGCGAGCAGGACGUGGACCAGGUGUCCGGAUCGGUCACCUCCACCGUCCUGAAGAACCUGGAGCCCGACACCGAGUACACCGUCACCGUGGUGCCCGUCUACCACGAGAUGGAGGGCAAGCCGCAGUCCAAGAACGGGAGGACAAAUCCGAUGGGUGGAGUCAAAAACUUACAGGUGACCGACCCGACCAUCAGCACACUGACGGUGCGCUGGGAUCCUGCGGUGGGCAACGUCCGCAACUACAAGAUCUUCUACAAAGCAGAACCAGGAGGCCAGGAGCUCAUGGAGCAGGUCUCAGGCGGAACCACCAGCACCGUGCUCAGGAACCUGGACGCCGACACCGUCUACAAUGUGGCCGUUGUUCCUGUGUACCCAGAUGUGGACGGCAUCCGCCAGGCCGAGAAGGGCCGCACGAAGCCGCUGGGCGGAGUGAGGAACCUGCAGGUGACCGACCCCACCAUCAACAGCCUAAGGGUCCGCUGGGAGCCGGCCGAGGGCGAUGUCCGGCAGUACAAGAUCCUCUACGUCCCGGCGACCGGAGGAGACGAGAGCAUGACUCAGGUUUCAGGAAUGUCGACGAACACGGUGCUGAGAGGCCUGAAGCCCGACACGGAGUACAAAGUGACGCUGGUGCCCGUUUACGUCGACGUGGAGGGGAAACGCAUGUCGGAGAACGGAAGGACAAAGGCUCUGGGCGGCGUAAAGAAUCUGAAGGUCAGCGAUCCCACCACCAGCUCCCUGAAGGUGCGCUGGGAACCGGCGGAGGGCAACGUCCGCCAUUACCGCCUCUUCUACGUCCCUGCCUCAGGCGGAGCCGAGGACAUGGAGCAGGUCUCUGGCGGCACCACCAACACCAUCCUGAGGAACCUGCUGUCCGACACGCCGUACACAGUGACCGUGGUGCCGGUCUACCCGGAGGGAGAGGGGCUUCGCCAGUCUGACAAAGGAAAAACACUUCCUCGCACGCCACCCAAGAACAUCCAGGUGUACAACCCCACCCCCAACAGCCUGAACGUGCGCUGGGACCCCGCCUCGGGCCAGGUGCAGCAGUACCGCGUGACCUUCGCCCCCCUGAGCGGAGUCAGACCCGCCGAGUCGGUCCUGGUUCCGGGGAGCAUCAACAACGCCUUCCUGGACAACCUGGUGCCCGACACGCCAUACUCCGUCAGCGUCACGGCGCUGUACGCUGACGGCGAGGGGCCGCUGGUGAAGGGCAACGGCAAGACACUGCCCCGGGCUGGCCCCAGGAACAUGCGCGUGUUCGACGCCACCACCAGCACGCUGACCAUCGGCUGGGAUCACGCCGAGGGCCCCGUCAGGCAGUACAGGAUCGGCUACGCUCCCAUGACCGGCGACCCCAUCACCGAGUUUACUGUUGUCCCUGGAAACAGAAACAAUGCCAUGCUGCAGAAUCUGCUGCCAGACACGCCGUACAACAUCACAAUCGACGCCAUCUAUGCCGAGGGACCUGGCGGCUCCCUGAACGGAGUUGGGCGCACAGUCGGCCUGCUGGAGCCCAGGAACCUCCGCGUCUCGGAUGAGUGGUACACCCGCUUCCGUGUGGCCUGGGACCCCGUGACGGCUCCGGUGCUCGGAUACAAACUGGUCUACUCACCUCAGGGCAAAAGUGAAAACUUGGAUGUCUUCGUGGGUGACGUGACCUCCUACACCCUGCACAACCUCAUGCCCGGCACCACCUAUGACGUCAAAGUGUUCGCCCAGUACUCUGGUGGCACGAGUUCAGCACUGAGUGGAGAGGGAACAACACUCUACCUCAAUGUGACAAACAUUGAGACCUACAACGUUGGCCACGACAAGUUCUGCAUCAAAUGGGCUCCUCAUAGGGCAGCGACCUCCUACCGGAUCAAACUCAACCCUGCCGACCCCUCCAGCAGAGGACAGCGCGAGAUCACCAUCCCAGCCGGCCUGCCGCAGUACUGUUUCGACGGCCUCUCACCUGAUGCUCUCUACACCGCCACCGUCUUCGUCCAGACGCCCAACCUCGAGGGCCCGGGAGUCAGCGCCAAAGAGAGAACCUUGAUGAAGCCUACUCCAGUUCCAACACUGCCGCCAACUCCAACCCCUCAACCCACAAUCCCCCCUGCAUGGGCAGUGUGCAAAGGUGCCAAGGCAGAUGUGGUGUUCCUCAUUGACGGGUCCUGGAGUAUUGGCGAGGAGAGCUUCACUAAAGUUGUGCGCUUUGUCUCCACCUUGACCGGCGCCUUUGAUGUUAUUGGCCCCACGGGAAUGCAGGUGUCAUUCGUCCAGUACAGUGACGAAUCGAAGACAGAGUUCAGGCUGAACGCUUACCAAGACAAAGGCAUCGCCCUGUCCGCUCUUCUCCAGAUUCGCUACCGAGGAGGAAACACCAAAACAGGAGUGGCACUAAAGCAUACGUACGAGAAGGCCUUCUCGAUUGAGAACGGCAUGAGAAGAAACGUGCCCAAGGUCGUCGUGGCGAUCACCGACGGACGCUCUCAGGACGAGGUGAAGAAGAACGCUGCCAAACUGCAUCUUGCCGGAUACAGCGUGUUUGUGGUCGGGGUUGCCGAUGUGGAUUUCGUCGAACUGCAGAACAUUGCCAGCAAACCCAGCGAGAGGCACAUCUUUGUCGUGGAUGACUUUGACGCGUUCGAAACAAUCAAAGAAAACCUGAUUACCUUCAUCUGCGAAACGGCGACAUCAUCUUGUCCUUUGAUUUUCCUGAAUGGAUUCACCUCACCUGGCUUCAGGAUGCUCGAGGCCUUCAACCUGACCGAGAAGACCUACAGUUACAUCAAAGGUGUUUCUAUGGAGCCUGGCUCCUUUAACAGCUACACAGCCUACAGACUCCACAAGAACGCCUUCCUGAGCCAGCCAACAACAGAGAUCCACCCAGAUGGUCUUCCUCAAGCCUACACCAUCAUCAUCAUGUUCCGCCUGCUGCCGGAAUCGCCCAAAGAGGCCUUCGACAUCUGGCAGGUGUCAACCAAAGACCACAAGCCAGAGACCGGCGUCACCAUCAACCCCUCCAGCCAAACGGUGUCAUUUUUUAACAAGGACGAGCGGGGUGAGAUCCAGAGAGUCAUUUUUGACACUGAUCAAGUGAAGAAAAUCUUCCAUGGAAGCUUCCACAAGCUCCACGUCCUGGUUUCCCCCACCGGCGUCAAGCUCAACAUCGACUGCCAAGAAGUGGCUGAGAAGAAGAUCAAGCCGGCCGGAAACACGUCCAGCGACGGCUACCAGGUCCUGGGCAAGAUGUCCAAGUCCAUCGGCUCCAAGGGAGAAUCUGCAACUUUCCAGCUCCAGAUGUUCGAUAUUGUGUGCAGCUUGGCCUGGACCAGCAGGGACAGAUGUUGCGACCUUCCAUCGAUGAGAGACGAGUCCAAGUGUCCUGCCCUUCCCAAUGCCUGCACUUGUACCUCAGAGAGCACAGGACCCCAGGGGCCCCAGGGACCCGUGGGCGCACCUGGAAGCAAAGGUCCCCGAGGUGAGAGAGGAGAAGGCGGCCCCUCUGGACCGAUUGGCCCGCGCGGAGAUAUCGGACCACCGGGACCCAUGGGUCUGCCCGGCCCUCAAGGACCCAGCGGCCUGUCUAUCCCAGGAGAAGCUGGCCGUCCCGGACCGAAGGGCGAUCCCGGAGAUUCGGGCCUACCUGGGCAGAAAGGUUCACCCGGGCCUGCGGGUUCCAUCGGCCCAGUCGGACCAGCUGGAGUGAGGGGCCCCCCAGGAAAGGAAGGAGUGGCUGGACCAAGGGGCCCGGCAGGUCCCAUGGGACCUCCAGGAUCUCCUGGAAUACCAGGAGCUGCAGGAAAACCAGGAAAGCCUGGUGACUCUGGUCCUCCUGGCGCUAUUGGUGUCAAGGGAGACAAAGGAGAGAGAGGCGACUUUGCUCCUCAGAACAUGAUGCGUUCCAUAGCCCGACAAGUUUGUGAGCAGCUAGUAAACAAUCAAAUGAGCCGUGUCAACACAAUACUGAACCAGAUCCCCAACAGCGGGUACACAAGCAGUAACCCGGGCCCUCCUGGACCUCCUGGAUCUCCUGGAAAUCAGGGACCUCGCGGAGAGCCGGGCCAGGCAGGAAGGAACGGUUUCCCCGGAAGUCCCGGUUUACCCGGUCGCCAGGGAGAGCCAGGUCCUGCAGGAGAGAAGGGCGAGCGAGGGGCUGCCGGAGUGGGACAGCGAGGACAGAGGGGACCGCCUGGUCCUCCAGGGGAAAGCAGGACGGGACCUCCAGGCCCUCAGGGCUCCACCGGAUCUCGCGGCCCCCCCGGACGUCAGGGCUUCAGCGGGGUCCGCGGCCCUCCCGGCCCUCCCGGCUACUGCGACUCCUCUCAGUGUGUCGGCAUUCCUUACAACGGCCAGGGAUACGGAGGUUCACCAUAGUAGACUUUCUAUGUCGCCUGUGCUGCUUUCACUCUGACUUCCUGAAAAAAACAAAAACAAAAAAAAAAAAAAA
Messenger RNA from Myripristis murdjan (pinecone soldierfish), 11092 nucleotides. It is a transcript of the gene col12a1b, whose product is annotated as collagen, type XII, alpha 1b. Gene Ontology annotation, molecular function: protein binding. The transcript has 78 exons. NCBI's taxonomy places the organism in Eukaryota, Metazoa, Chordata, Actinopteri, Holocentriformes, Holocentridae. The record is from RefSeq and is a predicted model, not a curated record. The coding region runs from base 190 to 11019 and encodes 3609 amino acids.